CACCAGCUGUCGUCUGGCCAACAGUCUUUGCGAAUCCGUCAACAUGAAAUACUUCAACUUGCUGCUCAGCCUCUGCCUGGCAUUCAUGCUGUGCACCUCGUGGGUCUCAGCUUUCUCCAGUCUGGCCCCUCCGGACCCAACCCCGCCAAUUGGCAAUCCCGAUGGCGACGCAGGCACUGGCUUCCCGGGACCCCCGCAGGCGGCACCCACCGAGGCCAUGCCCGAGGUCAGCACCGAGUACCCACUGUACGGUGUUUAG
Molecule: messenger RNA, 259 nt
Organism: Drosophila serrata
Lineage: Eukaryota; Metazoa; Arthropoda; Insecta; Diptera; Drosophilidae
Source: RefSeq, a predicted model, not a curated record